CGGCGCCGCCGCCGGCCCGCGCCCGCCGCGCACCAUGAGCGUGAUCGACCACGUGCGGGACAUGGCGGCCGCGGGGCUGCACUCCAACGUGCGGCUCCUCAGCAGCUUGCUGCUCACAAUGAGUAACAACAACCCAGAGUUACUCUCUCCAUCUCAGAAGUUCCAGCUCUUGGUAUACCAUGCAGAUUCUCUCUUUCAUGACAAAGAAUAUCGGAAUGCUGUGAGCAAGUAUACCAUGGCUUUGCAGCAGAAGAAAGCGCUAAGUAAAACUUCAAAAGUGAGGCCUUCAACCGGAAAUUCAGCAUCUACGCCACAAAGCCAGUGUCUUCCAUCUGAGAUUGAAGUAAAAUACAAAAUGGCUGAAUGUUAUACAAUGCUGAAACAAGAUAAAGAUGCCAUUGCCAUACUUGACGGGAUCCCUUCCCGACAGAGAACCCCCAAAAUAAAUAUGAUGCUGGCAAACUUGUACAAGAAGGCUGGCCAGGAGCGCCCUUCGGUCACCAGCUACAAGGAGGUCCUGCGCCAGUGCCCGCUGGCCUUGGAUGCCAUUCUAGGUCUGCUGUCCUUGUCUGUCAAAGGGGCAGAGGUGGCGUCCAUGACCAUGAAUGUGAUCCAGACGGUGCCUAACCUGGACUGGCUGUCUGUGUGGAUCAAAGCCUAUGCCUUUGUGCACACUGGCGACAACUCAAGAGCGAUCAAUACCAUCUGUUCACUGGAGAAAAAGUCUUUAUUGCGGGAUAACGUGGACCUGCUGGGAAGCUUAGCGGACCUGUACUUCAGAGCUGGAGACAGCAAAAACUCUGUCCUGAAGUUCGAGCAGGCUCAGAUGUUAGAUCCUUAUCUGAUAAAAGGGAUGGAUGUGUAUGGCUACCUGCUGGCGCGAGAAGGGCGGCUGGAAGAUGUGGAGAAUCUCGGCUGCCGCCUUUUCAAUAUCUCUGACCAGCACGCAGAGCCCUGGGUGGUGUCUGGGUGCCACAGCUUCUAUAGCAAACGCUACUCCCGGGCACUGUACUUGGGCGCCAAGGCCAUUCAGCUGAACAGUAACAGUGUGCAGGCUCUGCUGCUGAAGGGAGCGGCGCUCCGGAACAUGGGCAGAGUCCAGGAGGCAAUCAUCCACUUCCGGGAGGCCAUACGGCUUGCACCCUGCCGCUUGGACUGCUAUGAAGGUCUCAUCGAAUGUUACCUCGCCUCUAACAGUAUCCGAGAGGCCAUGGUGAUGGCUAACAAUGUGUACAAAACUCUGGGUGCAAACGCGCAGACGCUAACGCUGCUCGCCAGCGUGUGUCUAGAGGACCCAGUGACGCAGGAGAAAGCCAAGACGCUGCUAGAUAAAGCGCUGAGCCAGAGGCCCGACUAUAUCAAGGCCGUGGUGAAGAAGGCGGAGCUGCUGAGCCGGGAGCAGAAGUACGAGGACGGCAUCGGCCUGCUGAGGAGCGCGCUGGCCAACCAGAGCGACUGCGUGCUGCACCGCCUGCUCGGCGACUUCCUGGUGGCCGUCAACGAGUACCAGGAGGCCAUGGACCAGUACAGCAUCGCGCUCAGUUUGGACCCCAACGACCAGAAGUCUCUGGAGGGGAUGCAGAAGAUGGAGAAGGAGGAGAGCCCCACGGACGCCACGCAGGAGGAGGACGUGGACGACAUGGAAGGGAGCGGGGAGGACGGGGAGCUGGAGGGCAGCGACAGCGAGGCGGCGCAGUGGGCCGACCAGGAGCAGUGGUUCGGCAUGCAGUGAGGCCCGGCUGCGCCGCCCGCGCAAAGCCAGGGGCCGCGGGCGGACGGACGGACGGACCACGCCCGGAGAAGCCGACGAGGUGCGAGCACGCACGAGGUGCAAGCACGCGGGGCACCGGGCGGCUGGCCAGGAAAAGGCGUGCGCGCCUGGCCCGCGCAGGGCCCUGCGUCCGGUGGUGACGGCCGGCCGCGGCUUCGGCCCGAGGUCGCUGCGGGUCCGUGUCCCCGGCCUCAUGCCGUAAAGGGGCCGGGCUCGUGGGCGGCGCCUGUAACCCCAGCCACUCAGGAAGGCGGAUCAACGGCAAUAAAGGAGGCCGUGUCCAGCUGCCCCGCCGCUGCCCACGUGAGGCCGUGCGGGCGGACCGGGAGGGCGCUGGGGGCGGCCGCGGCCGCGGAGCCGGUGAAAAGCCGGCCGGAGGCGUGGCUCAGGCGGAGUGCUGCCGGCUGAGAGCUGAGCCAGCUUUGCCGCCUGAGGCCAGGCCCGGCUGCCGCCAGCGGCCAGCCCAGGCGGGAACGUCCGCGAGACUCAGUCCAGGGGAAGACCAGGCUUGAGCGAGGAAGCUCGGGCAUCGCGGACCUGCGAGGGACGGACGGGAAGACAGCCCCAGCCCAGCGCGCAAGAGCGGACGCGCCCAGCUGCGAGUUCGAGACCCAGGACCGGCAACUACAGUGCGGCCUCCCCAAGCCCCCUGGCCGUCGCCCGUGGCCUUUCCUGCGUGUCCAUGGUUUUAUCCAUGACACGGGAUCUGCCGUGCGCGGGCCCCGGCUCCGGGGCGUGGCAGCCCCGCCCUCCCCGGUCGCCCGUGGGGCCUCGGCGCCCAUCGACCGGCUGCAGCCGGGGACGGCCGGCGCCGGGAGUCAGGAAGGCACGUGCGGGACGAUGGAGGCUCGCAUUUUAUUAGGAUAAACGCAUCACAAGGCAUCGCACCCACGUGUCUACUUCUGCUUCCAUUAAAUAAGUGGCGCUGAGUGCGGUGAGGAGGCUGCGGGAGCUGGAGGCUGCGGGGGCGCUGCGUCUGCUGCUCACGGCGGGAACAAGCGGGCUGUACAGGGCGAAGGCCGUGCGCGACGGGUUGGGGCGGGGCGGCGGCGCGGCAUGCAGCCGGCGGGCGCCAGGCAUUGGCGGGGCCGCGGCGGGCUCGGCUUCGGGACCUUCCUCUCCUUGCAGCAGAGAACCGAACUCGUCCGCAGGGGCGCCGACUCACGAAGCCACAGUGCGCAUGUGCAUCGCUACGGGCCGCCGCCCGCACCACGGCUGGGAGCGUCUAGUUUCCCCAACGUCAGUCAGGCCGGCGUGGCGCUCAGCGCGCAUGCGCACCCGAGCCCCCCGACAUUUCCGCAAACGCUCAAGCAGCGGUUACUCCAGUAUGGCUGCGAAGGAGAGAGAGGGGAGGUCAGCUCGGGAGCAGAGCAGGGAGGCCGAGCCCAGCCGUCACGACUGUCCCGGGGUGCUGGGUGCCCCUCUGUAUCCGGCCUAGCAGUGUAGAGGUGCGGCAGGAGGAGCGGUGCGAGCAGCGUGAUGCCAGCGCGGGACCCGGAUCGCCUUCCCCCUCCGUCCCCGCUUCUCCCCGCCCAGGCCCGGCUCCUGCAGGCCCGAGCCCUGCCGCCUCCAGGGCUGGCUCGGCGGCCCAAGGGUCCCCCCCCCCCCCCCGUGCCGGGCGCAUGCGCGCCCCGGGGACGCAGCAGCCCCGCACUCUCCUCCACCCCCGCACCUCCUGCCAGCUGGGAAACCAACUGGCUCCUGGCCCCCGGCCCAGCACCUGGGCAGGGCGGGCGGCCCCGGCCGGUCGCCGACACCUGACAGCUGAGCGGCCGGCCAGAGGAAGCCAAGCCCGCCUGUGACCUGACUAGCUUCCAACUUAGGGCCUGGGCCUGUGUCCCCCAACGUUCGCUCAUGGGAGCUCGGGGCCUGGGCCUGUCCAGUCUCCUGAGUAGCUAGGACUACAGGCGCGAGCCGCCGACCCCGGCUCAGCUUCAGCAUGCCACUAGGAUCUUUUGGGCUGGGGGGCCGAGGGCCCUGGGGGCCGCCUGGGGGAGGGUCACUUCACCCCGGGGAAAUACUCACGUGGUCGGCGAUGUUGGGAGGCAUUGGAGGAAAACACCACAGUUAGGAUGUUAGCGGCUCACACGGCUGUGAGACUGAGCUCGAACAUGCGCAAACGUUUAUCAGGGUCACGGUGGUCGUUAGUGCCACAUUCAAAUAAAAAUAGCUCUAUACAGUA
Dipodomys spectabilis (banner-tailed kangaroo rat) is the source of this 3953-nucleotide messenger RNA. RefSeq names its product anaphase promoting complex subunit 7 (gene Anapc7). Lineage: Eukaryota; Metazoa; Chordata; Mammalia; Rodentia; Heteromyidae. Gene Ontology annotation, molecular function: protein binding. Bases 35 to 1732 code for a protein of 565 amino acids. Gene Ontology annotation, biological process: cell division. The record is from RefSeq and is a predicted model, not a curated record. The transcript is spliced from 12 exons.